Messenger RNA from Diutina rugosa, 525 nucleotides. RefSeq names its product F1F0 ATP synthase subunit d (gene ATP7). Lineage: Eukaryota; Fungi; Ascomycota; Pichiomycetes; Serinales; Debaryomycetaceae. Bases 1 to 525 code for a protein of 174 amino acids. Gene Ontology annotation, biological process: proton motive force-driven ATP synthesis. The transcript has a single exon. The record is from RefSeq and is a predicted model, not a curated record. Gene Ontology annotation, molecular function: proton transmembrane transporter activity.
AUGUCUAACGUUGCCAAGCAAGCCGCCACCAAGAUCGAAUGGUCGAGAGUGAUCUCGUCGCUCGGGUUGACCGGGCAAACCGCGGCGCUGUUGUCGGCGUUCAAGAAGAGAAACGACGACGCCAAGAAGGCGGUGUUGGACCUCGAGGCCCAGCCGCAAACCGUCGACUUUGCCCACUACCGCAAGGUGUUGUCCAACCAGAAGGUGAUUGACGAAGUGGAAAAGUACGUCAAGUCGUUCACCCCGGCCAAGCCCGACGUGUCCAAGGUGAUCGCCAACAUCGAGAUCUUUGAAAACGCCGCCGUCGACAACGCCAAGUUGACCGAGAAGUCCGUCACCGAGGAAAUCAAGCAAUUGCAAGCGACUUUGAAGGACAUCGAGUCGGCGAGACCCUUCGACCAAUUGACCGUCGACGACGUCGCCGCCGCUUCGGACUUGGACAAGAAGGUCACCUACAUGGUCAAGAACGGUAAGUGGGAAGUGCCCGGCUACAAGGAAAAGUUCGGCGACUUGACGCUCAUGUAA